CAUACCCGCGCCCUUCAAACUGGCCCCUCCUCACUCGCUUCACAACCACAUCCCACAAUUCAUUGCGCUCUCGAGCCCUUCAGCAGGACGUAAGGACGCGGUUUAGGUGUUGGACCUGAUCAGAUCUCUGCUCAGAGAUGGCCGACGUUAUCGAAGAGAAAAUCAAGAACUACAGAACAGCUCCAUUCGAUGCCCGUUUCCCAAACACCAACCAGACAAGAAACUGCUACCAAAACUACCUUGAUUUUCACAGGUGUACUAAGGCUUUGUCAGCCAAAGGUCAGGACACGGCCCCAUGUCAGUGGUACCAGAGAGUGUACAAGAGCCUGUGUCCCAUUGGCUGGGUGGAGAAGUGGGACGGGCAGGUUGAGGAUGGAAGUUUCCCGGGAAAGAUCUAAACGGGCUUGUGAUGCCAUUUAUCUAACUGUUCCUCCUGAUAUUUUCUAGACCUUAAUUUAACCAUUUUGUCACCUUGUGAGUUAAACCUGGCUGACACAAGUCUCAUCUUCAAUUCUGUGUAACAUAAUAAAAAAACGCACAAUGUGAA
Messenger RNA from Astyanax mexicanus (Mexican tetra), 547 nucleotides. RefSeq names its product cytochrome c oxidase subunit 6B1. Gene Ontology annotation, cellular component: respiratory chain complex IV; mitochondrion. The coding region runs from base 138 to 398 and encodes 86 amino acids. NCBI's taxonomy places the organism in Eukaryota, Metazoa, Chordata, Actinopteri, Characiformes, Acestrorhamphidae. The record is from RefSeq and is a predicted model, not a curated record. The transcript has 4 exons.